Monascus purpureus is the source of this 759-nucleotide messenger RNA. Lineage: Eukaryota; Fungi; Ascomycota; Eurotiomycetes; Eurotiales; Aspergillaceae. The record is from the annotation of a GenBank genome assembly.
AUGGCCGGUGUUAGCAAGGCUUGCUGCUCCAUCCCACCCGUCGUCUCCAAGGGCUACCAAGCCAAGGGAGAAUACAAGACCAUCAAUGGUUUGAAGACAUAUGUUACGGGACCGGAUUCCGCGUCAAAGGCCAUCCUGGUGGUUUACGAUAUUUUCGGCUUCUUCGACCAGACCAUCCAAGGCGCUGAUAUUCUGGCCACAUCCAACGAAAAGAAGUACCGGGUUUUCAUUCCUGAUUUCUUCGAAGGCCAGCCUGCCGACUUAUCCAAAUUCCCACCCAAGACGGAGGAGGACCAGAAGAACCUGGCCAACUUCUUCCAGACCAAAGCCGCGCCGCCAAAGACCCUCUCCAGACUCUCCGGGAUCGUGACAGAAGCCAACAAGCUUGCUCCCGGCGGCAGCGGGUUCGAGUCCUGGUCCAUCUUCGGCUACUGUUGGGGAGGGAAGAUAGCUAGCUUGGCUGCUGGCAAAGAGAACAAACUCUUUAAGGCCGCGGUACAGUGCCAUCCAGCGAUGGUAGACCCAAAUGACGCGAAGGAGGUGACGGUGCCCAUGGCCGUGUUGGCCUCCAAGGACGAGGACCCGGCUGCCGUGGAUGCAUACACGAAGAAUUUGAAGGUGCCGAAUUACGUCGAGACCUUCCCCACCCAGAUUCACGGAUGGAUGGCCGCGAGAUCGAAUCUUGAGGAGGCCGAGGUGCGCAAGGAGUAUGAGAGAGGAUACCGGACGGCCCUCGGAUUCCUCCACAAGCAUGCCUGA